This is a messenger RNA of Symbiodinium necroappetens, 1695 nucleotides long. The record is from the annotation of a GenBank genome assembly. Lineage: Eukaryota; Dinophyceae; Suessiales; Symbiodiniaceae.
AUGGCCCCUUGUCGAUUUUCCCAGGUUGUGUUUGUGGCCACAACAUGCCUGUGCGCUUUGCCCUUCUCUACUGCCCUGGAGGCGUGCCCCAAAAACACAUACCGGAGCUCGCCAAUCGUCUUUAGUUGCGGUGGGGGCUUCGGCAACACUUACCUCACGGUGCCGGCAAAUCAGAGCGUACCCUUGACAAUCCCGCUUGGAGUGGAAGGCUUUCGGAUCACGGCAAACUCCAGCACGGGACGUGUUCGUCUGCAGCUUCGCGAUGCGGCAUCCGAUGUUGUGGUCGUCGCUCAAGAUCACGGCCUCAUCAAUGGUUCUGUCCGUGCUGGAGUCUACAAGGAUGUUGGCAUCGUUUAUUCAGGAAACUUGUCGAGCGCUAACAUUAGCCUGUACUUGCUUGGUGCUCUGACGGCUCCAAUGAAGCUAUCUUUUGCGACGACCACAAGCAGCGGCAUUGCCAGGGUGCACCUGGCGUACACUUUCGAACGAGUCCUGGAAUGCUCUUCGCCACCUGCUGGCUGCCAUGAGUACCACGAGGAAGAUGCUCGAUGGCAGGUCCAAGUCUGGAGCCGUUGGGCGCGCUCGGAGUACCAAAAUGCCAGCCGGGCUUGGCAAGCUCUAGCAGAAGACCGGGCAGAGAAAAACGGGGUUUCUUGGCCCGAGUGGCCUGAGGUGUGGUCGGUCUUCGUUGGGAACUCGAGCAUCCAAGUCGCUGGCGAAGAAUGGCAGCCUAGCUUCCGGUACUUGGAUGCAGAUCGAGAUGGCUUUGUUUCACAGGAGGAGUUCGAGCUCGGCUUCCACGGUGGUGGCCAAGCCAGGGGCCGUGACGAGGCAGCCGUGACGAUGGAAGAGGUGAUCGGUAAGACAGAAGGUGCUGUUCGUUCCCACCUGUGGAUCGUUGCCGGUGCCGCUUCUGUGCUGCUGCUGGCGGCAGUGUUGUGCUGGCGCUGCAGGUCCUCCGGGGCGAAACGAGUAGUUCGUUCUGUGUCAAAGCUCUCCCGCGACGAUGUCCCUUCCGGGCCUGGGCAGGCUCUGAAAACUGGACGUGCAGCCGCCGCGGCCAGCCUUCCGACCAAGGAGCCAUCCGCAAGCAAAGGAACCAGAGGACUUCCAGACUCGACUGGGGCCGGCGCUGUGCAUGGAGAGGGUCUUUGGCUCUUUCCCCACAUUGGUCAGGCAUUGCCAUCCUUCCUCACCCAGGAGUCAUUCCGGUACGUGCCGCUUGCAACCCAAGAGGAGGUGCCUCUACAACAUGCUGGCGUCGGGCAUCCGCCAUCUUCGGAGAGUUUUACAGGAUGGCAUGCGCAGCCGGGUUCUUUCUCCCUGCCGGCUUCGUCCGCUUCCGGUCUUCAGAGCUUUGCUAUGGCCCCGGAGUUCGGUCUCGGCCACAUGGCGCCGUCCAUGGCCCUCGGUCCUCUGGGUCAGGCCGGCCAGGAUCCACGGCGAGAGGCUAUGCUGCAUGUGGCCUGGGCCGCCAGGCUGACGCAAGGGAGUCCCUGGACCUCUGCUCCAGCUUCCGCCGCCUCGCCGAGCAUCGCAGAGCCACCAGUCCGCCACGCAGAGUUGGCUGGACCGGUGCAGGUAAUGCCGGCGGAAAUCCCCGUGGUUGGCACUGGCGCGGAGGAGACUGCCGCCGACCGUUGGGGCGAUGUUGCUGCGGUCAUCAGCCCGCAGCGGUUGUCGGCGGAAAUCUGA